Molecule: messenger RNA, 886 nt
Organism: Microstroma glucosiphilum
Lineage: Eukaryota; Fungi; Basidiomycota; Exobasidiomycetes; Microstromatales; Microstromataceae
Exons: 1
Coding region: 185-685 (166 amino acids)
Source: RefSeq, a predicted model, not a curated record
GGCCAUGAUACAACACGUUCUGCACUGCCCUGCGAGCGUCGUUCUCGUCAAGACCAUAUAUGUAGUGUCUGAUCACGAGCCCCCUCUCGCAUCUCGAGAGCACUCACCUUCACUCGAGGACUGGCUUCCUUAGAAAUUCCCUCCAUUGCCUUUACUCUAUCAUUCGAAAGCAGAGUCUGAAGAGAUGAAGCUGCUGGUCAUACUCCUCAUGCUGGCUCACCCACUGGCGAUCAUUGCUACCACCGCACCGAUCCAGACAUACAAUGCGCCAGCCGCUCAAAUUCCGGGUCAGACAACAAGCGAAGGUCACUUCUCUACUAGAAGCACCGUAGGCAGUCUCGCCGCCAGGAGCGGUGACUCAGAUCCGCCAUUCUACCCUUUGGAUACUCCAGGCACAUCCCAAGCGACAUCCCAUCGACUGCCCCUCCCUCCGCCCGGCAUGAAGCAGCCUGUGGGUAGUCGCUACCACCCUCUGCCACCUCCCCCGAAGAGUCAUAGCCAGCCACCGCGAAAGACAAGAUCAGAUAUCGGGCCCGAAAGACCUGCCUACCCUUUGCCGCUGCCCAAGACCUACUCUGCUGACUUCAGCAGCAGUCGCCAUCAGCCGAGACGAAGGCCAAAAAAAAUGCUGGCGAAAGUAUUCAAGAGCAUGAAGAGCUUCAAGAAGCUGUUUGGAAGAACGUAGAAUUCGUGGUGUCUAGGUGCUAUCGGGGCGCUGAGCUUCUGAGCUCAGCUCACCAUGUCGCCAGGCUGGCGAUCAGAGUGCAGCUGGUUAUCCUGCCCUCGCCUUUUGUGAUUCGCCUGCUGGACAGGAGGGUUCUUUGUUCGAAGUAUUCAACAUCUUUGCGCACGAAUUGAGCAACCACCAUAGAGAUCCGCUGCGAUG